AUGCAGCCUGCUGACUUAGACUUUGACUUUGACUUUGUUCCAGCUGCUGGCAGACCCGGUGACCGGCGUGGACACAUGCCUGUCCAACCGUACCAAAGGCGGAGGAGACCGUCAGCGUUCCAGAGACUCUGGAGCAAACUGAGCAGCACAAGUACAGAGUAUGAUGGACAGAUAUUUGACAAUGACAACAUGAGGGCCGUCAGUAUUAUGAUGGCGGCAGUUGCCAUCGUGGUCAUCGGUUCGCUGGCCAUUGCAUCCGCUUCCAGGGACGCCAUCCCCUCUUCUACAGUAGAGCUGACGCUGUCCGUGCUGUUCGCACUGUCAGCGUUCUGGGUGUUUGCCUUACUGCUCCUGGCAUGGAGGGGCAAACUGACCACAGAUAUAGACUACAGGCACAAGAAAAACAACCAGAUGACAUUCCAGAAAAUAGGCGCCAUUAUCUUUGGUACCGGAGGGAUGCUCUACAACAUCCUGAGGAUAUCAGAGUACAUGAACACCGAGGAAGAGAGUUGUAAGAAGGUGGAAUCCGUGAUCAUGUCCGUGUUCUACAUUUGUUUCAUCUCUGUGCAAGUCUACUUUCUGCUUCUCUUCUCCAAGGUAAGAGCAAUGGGUUGGUACAGCAGAGCUAUUAUGUAGAGUGUCCAAAGGUACAUGCAGGUAUUCUAACACUCCUCCCAUAGUGUAGAGCCGCAUUCGUCAACCGUAUCAAACAUUGGUUGCAGAAUACGUUGUGGUUGCAAUAUGCUGCUGUACAACCAGUUCAAGGACCACAACAUUCAUAUUGCGAUAUAUGUCAUUGUUGUUUAAAUGUACAGACACAGUGUAUACCGUAAACACAAUAAAUGGUAAAGCGGUUGUCUUAUAGACAUCAGACCAAUUUCCGUGAUUUGAGUCCGAAAAACAGCUUUUAUCUAAAAAUUUGACGCUGUUUCAUGGUGAAGUUUUCAUUUUCAACAUGAUGGCAAUUUUAUUAAGUGUGACUUUGAAAUCCCAUGGGCCUGAAGCUCCGUGCAAAUUACAUUUUGUGAAAGUCCUCAGUAAUAGAAAAAAAACAAAAUUAAAACGUGGUGGUGUUUAUGAUGUUAAUCAUUAUGCAAUAUUGCAUCAAAAAGACAAAAAAACAGUUUUUGUAGACUGUAAGCGUUAUCUCUGUUUUCUGUCUGUACAUUUGACAGAUUUGCUACAUUGUUGUUCUUGUCUCUCCUCAAAUAAAGCACAUCAGUCUUCAUUCAUGCAGUGGGUCGCUGGCUUACUUAGUUUGUCUGGUUUUAUUGAUUAAAAUGAACACAAAGUACAAAAUCAGUUUGAAGGAAUAAAUUAGAUUUAGGGAAGUUUAAUUUGUAAUUUCAUCGAUGCUGAAUGUAUGAUAUAAAGACUAUUAAAUGACGUGGCAUUUCGGUGGAGAGCGCCAGACA
Lingula anatina is the source of this 1415-nucleotide messenger RNA. RefSeq lists its product as uncharacterized. Gene Ontology annotation, cellular component: membrane. NCBI's taxonomy places the organism in Eukaryota, Metazoa, Brachiopoda, Lingulata, Lingulida, Lingulidae. Gene Ontology annotation, molecular function: proton channel activity. The record is from RefSeq and is a predicted model, not a curated record. Gene Ontology annotation, biological process: proton transmembrane transport.